AUGUCUCUUUCUAAGAAGUUAACUUUGGACAAAGUGGAUGUGAAAGGGAAGCGAGUCGUCAUGAGAGUUGACUUCAAUGUCCCCAUGAAGAAGAACCAGAUUACAAACAACCAAAGAAUCAAGGCCUCUCUCCCAAGCAUCAGGUACUGUCUGGACAAUGGAGCCAAGUCAGUAGUUCUUAUGAGUCAUUUAGGUAGACCUGAUGGUGUUCCAAUGCCUGAUAAAUACUCCUUAGAGCUUGUUGCUGCUGAACUCAAAUCCUUGUUGGGCAAGGACGUUCUGUUCCUAAAGGACUGUGUGGGUCCGGAAGUGGAGAAGGCGUGUGCCAACCCAGCCACCGGUACAGUCAUCUUGCUGGAGAACCUGCGCUUUCAUGUGGAAGAAGAAGGGAAGGGCCAAGAUCCUUCUGGAAAUAAGCUUAAAGCUGAGCCAGAUAAAAUAGAAGCCUUCCGAGCAUCCCUCUCCAAGCUAGGGGAUGUGUAUGUCAAUGAUGCUUUUGGGACAGCUCACCGGGCCCACAGUUCCAUGGUGGGAGUGAAUCUUCCCCAGAAGGCAUCUGGAUUCCUGAUGAAGAAGGAGCUAGAUUACUUCACCAAAGCCUUGGAAAACCCAGAGAGACCAUUUUUGGCUAUACUUGGUGGAGCCAAAGUGGCAGACAAGAUCCAACUCAUCAAAAACAUGCUGGACAAAGUCAAUGAGAUGAUUAUUGGUGGGGGAAUGGCUUACACCUUCCUUAAGGUAUUGAACAACAUGGAGAUUGGUGCUUCCUUGUUCGAUGAAGAGGGAGCCAAGAUUGUCAAAGAAAUUAUGACCAAAGCUGGAAAGAAUGGUGUGAACAUUACCUUUCCUGUUGACUUUGUCACUGCUGACAAGUUUGAGGAGAAUGCUAAGGUUGGCCAAGCCACUGUAGCAUCAGGGAUACCUGCCGGCUGGAUGGGUUUGGACUGUGGUCCUGAGACCAUUAAGAAGUACGCAGCUGUGGUGGGGCGAGCCAAGUUAAUUGUGUGGAAUGGACCUGUAGGGGUAUUUGAAUGGGAUGCUUUUGCUAAAGGAACAAAAGCCCUCAUGGAUGAAGUUGUGAAAGCCACUUCCAAGGGCUGUAUCACCAUUAUAGGAGGUGGAGACACUGCUACUUGCUGUGCCAAAUGGAACACUGAAGAUAAAGUCAGUCACGUGAGCACUGGAGGAGGUGCCAGUCUAGAGCUUCUGGAAGGUAAAGUCCUUCCUGGAGUGAAUGCCCUCAGCAACCUGUAG
Budorcas taxicolor (takin) is the source of this 1254-nucleotide messenger RNA. It is a transcript of the gene PGK2, whose product is annotated as phosphoglycerate kinase 2. The transcript has a single exon. Bases 1 to 1254 code for a protein of 417 amino acids. Gene Ontology annotation, biological process: glycolytic process; gluconeogenesis. Gene Ontology annotation, cellular component: cytosol; extracellular exosome; sperm fibrous sheath. The record is from RefSeq and is a predicted model, not a curated record. Lineage: Eukaryota; Metazoa; Chordata; Mammalia; Artiodactyla; Bovidae. Gene Ontology annotation, molecular function: ATP binding; phosphoglycerate kinase activity; ADP binding.